Molecule: messenger RNA, 576 nt
Organism: Bombyx mandarina (wild silkworm)
Lineage: Eukaryota; Metazoa; Arthropoda; Insecta; Lepidoptera; Bombycidae
Product: bolA-like protein 2
Biological process (GO): protein maturation; intracellular iron ion homeostasis
Cellular component (GO): nucleus; cytosol
Molecular function (GO): 2 iron, 2 sulfur cluster binding
Source: RefSeq, a predicted model, not a curated record
AGUGUUCAUUCAAUUUUUUUCUGACAGAAAAUAGAUCAAAUUAGUCGACAGAAUUUUGAUUCUACCAUUUCUACCUUCUUACCCACUGCUUAUCCGGUGUGAAAUUCGUUAGUUCAGCGACCGCAAUUUCACUUUCGUGAGCUGCUUUCUCGUUUUCUCACUUUCGAAAAAGUCCAAUAGUCGUGUGAAUCAAACCCGUUUCUGUGCGUAGUAAAUUUUAGUGAGAGGUGCAGUUUAAUUGGUGUAAGUUGUGUCCGAUUUUACUGCUCGGUGCAUGGAUUUUUAUUAAUGAAUAUGGUGUAUACGGAGAAAUAUUUAAAGGAGAAGCUGACCCAGGAACUGGACGCCGUUCACGUCGAGGUGACAGAUGAGAGCGACGGAUGCGGCGCCAAGUUUUCUGUUCUCAUAGUGUCGGACAAGUUCAAAGGGAAACCUCUUCUUGCCAGGCAUAGAUUGGUGAACACAUUGCUUCAAGAGGAACUGAAGACAAUCCACGCAUUCACCCAGAAAACCUUAACUGUUGAUCAGUGGAAGACACAAUAAUGUAUACUAUUUAAUACAAUGCAGUAGUCGAAA